CAAACUUCUUCUUGCUGUGUAGUGUGACGUGUACGCGUAGCGAAAAAUCACAUAUUUUUCUUUAAAAAAUUUUACAAUUUCAUUUGUUUCACACGUUACUGAAGUAAGCAACACAUAAAAUGGGCUCAUUUCGCCGCGAGAAGGAUGAAGAGGAGGACGGUCCGACGAACGCGUACCAGAAUCUGGAGAAGACCUCGGUGCUGCAGGAGACUCGCAUUUUCAAUGAGACGCCAGUGAAUGCACGCAAAUGCAUACACAUACUGACCAAGAUCCUCUACCUGAUGAAUCAGGGCGAGCAGCUGGUGCCGCGCGAGGCAACCGAUUGUUUCUUUGCCAUGACCAAGCUGUUCCAGUCCAAGGAUGUUGUGCUGCGCCGCAUGGUCUAUCUGGGCAUUAAGGAGCUAAGCUCCGUAGCCGAAGAUGUCAUCAUUGUCACCAGUUCGCUGACCAAGGACAUGACAGGCAAAGAAGAUCUGUAUCGCGCCGCUGCCAUACGUGCCCUCUGCAGCAUUACAGAUCACACCAUGCUUCAGGCCGUCGAGCGUUACAUGAAGCAAUGCAUUGUGGAUAAAAAUGCGGCCGUUUCUUGUGCCGCUUUGGUAAGCUCGUUGCGUCUAUCCAACACCGCCGGCGAUGUUGUCAAACGCUGGGCGAAUGAGGCUCAGGAGGCCUUGAAUAGCGAUAAUAUAAUGGUGCAGUAUCAUGCUCUUGGCCUGCUCUAUCAUAUACGCAAAUCGGAUCGCCUAGCUGUCUCCAAGUUGGUCAACAAAUUAACGCGCGGCUCGCUCAAGAGUCCCUACGCAGUGUGUAUGCUGAUACGUAUCGCCUGCAAACUGAUCGAGGAAGAGGACAUACCCGCCGAGGAGCUCGCAGAUUCGCCCCUGUAUACAUUUAUUGAAUCAUGUCUGCGGCACAAGAGCGAAAUGGUCAUCUAUGAGGCCGCCCAUGCCAUUGUCAAUCUGAAGAACACAAAUCCACGCAUGCUUUCGCCGGCCUUCUCCAUAUUGCAGCUGUUUUGUAGUUCGGUUAAGGCAACGCUGCGCUUUGCUGCUGUGCGCACCCUGAACAAGGUGGCCAUGACACAUCCAGCUGCUGUAACCACAUGCAAUUUGGAUUUGGAGAGUCUGAUUACCGAUUCGAAUCGUUCAGUGGCCACGCUGGCCAUAACAACACUCUUAAAAACCGGCGCCGAAUCCUCUGUGGAGCGUUUAAUGAAGCAGAUCUCCACGUUUGUUGCUGAGAUCUCCGAUGAGUUUAAGGUGGUGGUGGUGCAUGCUAUAUGCGCACUCUGCGCCAAAUAUCCGCGUAAGCAUACAGUUCUGAUGAACUUCCUGAGUGGCAUGCUGCGCGAGGAGGGCGGUCUGGAGUACAAGACAUCAAUUGUGGACACCAUUAUAACGAUCAUUGAGGAGAAUGCCGAUGCCAAGGAGUCGGGUCUGUCGCAUCUGUGCGAGUUCAUUGAAGAUUGCGAGCAUGUCUCGCUGGCCGUGCGCAUUUUGCAUUUGCUUGGCAAGGAAGGUCCAUUUGCGGCCACGCCCUCCAAGUACAUACGCUUCAUAUAUAAUCGCGUCAUUCUUGAGAGCCCCAUUGUGCGCGCUGCUGCGGUGACUGCUUUGGCCCAAUUCGGCGCCUCGUGUCCCGCUCUGCUGGCCAACAUAUUGGUUCUACUGGGACGCUGCCAAAUGGAUCCGGAUGAUGAGGUGCGCGAUCGUGCCACCUACUAUCUAAGCAUACUUAACUCGGCCAAGCCGGAGCUCUACAAGAACUACAUCAUUGAGCGCGAGAAUUGCUCACUAGCGCUGCUCGAGAAGGCGUUGACGGAUCAUUUGAAUGGCGAUCUGCAAAAUCACUUUGACAUUUCCAUUGUGCCCAAGGCCGCUAUUGUUAAGCCAGAGAUCACCAACGAUGUGAUGAUGGUCACCAGUGCACCGCGUGCACCAAAAAUUACGCGAGAAGAGGAGAGCGCCGCACGUUUGGCUCAGCUGCCGGGCAUACAAGUUCUGGGUCCCAUUCAUCGCAGCACAGCGCCCAUACAGCUAACCGAGAGCGAAACAGAGUAUACAGUUCAGUGUAUCAAGCAUAUCUUUGCCCAGCAUGUUGUAUUCCAAUUUGAUUGCCUUAACACGCUCUCUGAACAAUUCCUGGAGAAUGUGCGCGUCGAGCUGACGCUACCCGAGGGCUAUACGGCACGUGCCGUCUUAUCCUGUCCCAAAUUGGCCUACAACGAGUUACAGACAACAUACGUAAUUGUCGAAUUUCCGCCGGAUGCUAGCAGUUCCAUAGCUACAUUUGGCGCCACUUUGCGUUUUGUGGUCAAGGAUUGCGAUCCUAAUACUGGCGAGCCUGACUCGGAUGAGGGCUACGAUGAUGAGUAUAUGCUGGAGGACUUAGACAUCACAGUCGCCGACCAAAUACAGAAAACGAAAAAGAACAACUUCCAGGUGGCCUGGGAUGCCGCCGAUAGUGAGGAGUGGCUACAAGCCGAAGACACCUUUGUACUAUCGGCCGUUAGCAAUCUACAGGAUGCCGUCAAUACUAUUCUUAAAAUACUGGGCCUAGGCGCUGCAAAUCUAUCCGAAAAAGUGCCCGAGGGCACGCAUCUGCAUACCGUACACUGCUCGGGCACCUUCCGCGGCGGCGUUGAGGUGCUGGUGCGUGCCAAGUUGGCGCUCUCCGAGGGUGUCACGCUGAAUCUAACCGUGCGUAGCACAGAUCAGGAUGUGGCCGAACUCAUAACGGCAGCCAUCGGAUAAACUUACGCGCCAUGCAGAGACUUAAUAGGAUCUCUGCGUGCUCUGCAAAUACUAUGAUUAUGAAAAGUAUAUUAAUUAAAGCAAAAAGUUAAAUGUAAUCAAAAAAUAUAUAAUGUAGCUUUAAGCGGCGCCCUCAAAACAAUUUCAA
This is a messenger RNA of Drosophila montana, 2901 nucleotides long. RefSeq names its product coat protein (coatomer) gamma (gene gammaCOP). The record is from RefSeq and is a predicted model, not a curated record. Lineage: Eukaryota; Metazoa; Arthropoda; Insecta; Diptera; Drosophilidae. The transcript has 6 exons. Gene Ontology annotation, cellular component: endoplasmic reticulum-Golgi intermediate compartment; Golgi membrane; COPI vesicle coat. Gene Ontology annotation, biological process: intra-Golgi vesicle-mediated transport; intracellular protein transport; endoplasmic reticulum to Golgi vesicle-mediated transport. Bases 120 to 2753 code for a protein of 877 amino acids. Gene Ontology annotation, molecular function: structural molecule activity.